AAUAUAAUUUAAUUCCAAUUCUCUUUAAUUCAAGAAACAUGGCUGCAAUAACAGAUAGUAAACAACAGAUAGAGGCGAACAAUCCACUUAAGCAGCCGCAACAACAAAAGUUCGCAUUGUUGCCCAAAAUCAUUAACGGCGGCAUUGCUGGUAUUAUAGGAGUAACAUGCGUAUUUCCAUUGGAUUUGGUGAAGACCCGUCUUCAGAAUCAGCAAAUCGGCCCAAAUGGCGAGCGUAUGUACAACAGCAUGUUCGAUUGCUUCCGUAAAACGUAUAAGGCGGAGGGAUAUUUUGGCAUGUACCGCGGUUCGGGCGUCAACAUCUUGCUGAUUACCCCAGAGAAGGCAAUUAAGCUGACUGCGAACGAUUACUUCAGGCACAAGCUAACCACAAAAGACGGAAAACUGCCCAUGACUAGUCAAAUGUUAGCUGGAGGUUUGGCUGGCGCUUUUCAAAUUGUUGUCACCACUCCUAUGGAGUUGUUGAAAAUCCAGAUGCAAGAUGCUGGACGCGUAGCCGCUGCGGCUAAAUUGGCUGGUAAAACCAUAGAGAAGGUGUCGGCCACACAAUUGGCCACACAGCUUGUUAAGGACAAGGGCAUCUUUGGCUUAUACAAGGGUAUUGGUGCUACGGGAUUGCGGGACGUAACGUUCUCGGUCAUUUAUUUCCCAUUGUUUGCCACCCUCAACGAAUUGGGUCCACGGCGAAGCGAUGGCUCUGGGGAGGCGGUAUUCUGGUGCUCUUUCCUGGCUGGUUUGGCUGCAGGUUCGACGGCUGCUCUAGCGGUUAAUCCAUUUGAUGUCAUUAAAACACGAUUACAGGCCAUCAAGAAGGCUGAUGGGGAGAAGGAGUUUAAGGGCAUAGUCGAUUGUAUCACUAAAACUAUGAAACACGAAGGACCCACAGCAUUCUUCAAGGGCGGCCUUUGCCGUAUGAUUGUGAUCGCGCCACUGUUUGGUAUCGCCCAAACCGUAUACUAUUUGGGCGUAGCUGAAGGAUUGUUGGGAACGCAGAAAAAGUAAAGGAUCUUCCAGAUCGAAUCCAA
Drosophila albomicans is the source of this 1045-nucleotide messenger RNA. RefSeq names its product mitochondrial glutamate carrier 1 (gene GC1). Bases 39 to 1022 code for a protein of 327 amino acids. Gene Ontology annotation, molecular function: L-aspartate transmembrane transporter activity; L-glutamate transmembrane transporter activity. Gene Ontology annotation, biological process: aspartate transmembrane transport; L-glutamate transmembrane transport; malate-aspartate shuttle. The record is from RefSeq and is a predicted model, not a curated record. The transcript has 5 exons. Lineage: Eukaryota; Metazoa; Arthropoda; Insecta; Diptera; Drosophilidae.